Molecule: messenger RNA, 4968 nt
Organism: Rubroshorea leprosula
Lineage: Eukaryota; Viridiplantae; Streptophyta; Magnoliopsida; Malvales; Dipterocarpaceae
Source: the annotation of a GenBank genome assembly
CAAAACCUAGUUUCAGUGUCAAUUUUCAUGGCACUUUCUUCUCUUUCUUCUCCAUCUAUUCCGUCCUGUCCAUCAUCUUUAGUUUCUUCUUCCUCUGUGGAGAUUGCUUCUUUGUCUCGUGAUAAGAUUCAGGCUGAGAUUCUUGCUAUUACGGGUGCUGCUUCCUUGGCCCAAGUUAAUAGCUCUUAUCCGGCCAUUCCAGUCCACGUAGUGUCCCCUGGUUCUCUGCCACCAAUGCUAGUCUCAGAGAGUCGACCCACCUCAUGGGCUGCUGUCACCCAGGGUUCUUCGAAACCCCUCACCUUUCACCCCCCUGUUCUUGAAGAUGGAAAAUUGAAGGUGAAAUUACCUCGCACGGUACGAGAUGAAGGUGUCAAAUUGUGGGAAGAUUGCUUAAUUGGCACUUUCAUAAGUGAGGCCCCCAACUAUGGACGCAUCUUAAGUAUGGCAAAGAGAGUUUGGGGGAGAAAAUGUACUAUUUCAGUAACUGGCUUAGGGGACAAUUCUUUCUUAUUCAAGAUUCCAAACCCUGCAACCAGAAAUUGGAUCUUGAAUUCAGGACCGUGGCAUGUUGCUUUCAAGACGCUAGUGAUGCGUAAGUGGGAGCCGAAUUAUGAGGUAGUUAAACAAGAUCCGAAAAGAGUCCCAAUUUGGGUGAAGCUUUGGAAGGUCCCCAUGGAGUAUCUCUCGGUGGAAGGGCUAAGCUACAUUGCCAGUGCAAUUGGGGUUCCUCUAGCUCUAGAUAAGGCCACAGAGGAAAGGGCCCGAGUUGAUUUUGCAAAAGUCUGUGUUGAAAUAGAUGUUGAUUUUGCUCAGGAUUUACCAAAAUUCAGCCCUAUUGAUGUUGAAGACUUUCCUUCUAUGAAAAGGCCACAGGCUCAAAAGAAGGAAUGGGUGGAGGUUACUGGUAAGGGAAAAAUGCAAAAUUCACAGCCCAUGCAAGACGGUGAAUUAGCAAAGAAAGUAGAUGAUAAGGUCACUUCAGUUCGGCCAGUUAAGGAGUUACAUGCAAAAUCUCCAAUUGUCCGGUCAAAUACAGUUAUGAAAGAGCCCAUGGUUGAUAUACAAGCUGUAGCAACAGUUCAUUGUGAGCAGCCUAUUGCUAAGCUAAAGUCUUGCAAAGAUGGACAGAAUACAUUUGAGGUCUUGGCUAAUAUUGAUGAUGAGCAAGUCUUUCCUCCACUCCAAGUGUCCUCGAAAUCCCCUAAGUCCUUAAAGAAGCAAAGGCAGGCGUCUUUAGGGGUAGCAGCUGUUACAAAGACCUUGCUUCCUCGGCAAAGAAAUACAAAGAAAGUUGCAAAUUCCUCCAGUGAGUUGCCUAAGUUUGAUACAAUAGCUGAGUUUAUCCUUCCAGGGUGGUGUAAGUCUGGAAAUUAUAACUAUGCCUCUCUAGGUAGAAUCUGGAUAUUAUGGAAGCCUCAUAUCACUGUGAAAAUUUUAAGUGCCCAUCGCCAAGCUAUACACUGUCAUGUGCUUGACACCAGAACUAAACACUAUAUGUUUGCUAGCUUCCUCUAUGCAGAUAAUGAUCCUGAUCAGAGAAGUUUAUUAUGGGAUGAUUUAGUUACUUUGAAACAAAAGUUGCCAGAAGUACCAUGGUUUGUUGGGGGUGAUUUCAAUGAAAUCCGAAAUCCUAAAGAGAGCUCUAAUUGGUGUACCACAAAGCAAUGCUCAAAGGAGUCUGAACUGUUCAAUGAUAAGUUGAAUGAUGCAGAACUUAUUGAUCUUCCUGCAUUUGGUCCUCUGUUUACAUGGACAAACAAGAGGGAAGUGGGCCUUAUUGCCAGAAAAUUGGACAGAUUAAUGGUCAACAGCAAAUGGUUAGAGAUUUUUCCUAAUACCAGAGCUGAAUUCCUACCUCCGGAUAUUUCAGAUCACUGUGCAGGAUCUAUAACUAUUAUGGAGUCACCUAGCAAUCAUUUAAGGAGACCGUUCAAAUUCUUCAAUUUUUGGACAAAAGAUGAACAAUUUCUAAGCAUUGUUCAGGAUAUUUGGUCUUCUAUUGAAGUUCAAAGGUGCUACAUGUUUCAACUUUGCAGAAAGCUAAAAGCACUUAAAGCUUCUUUCAGGCAGUUGAAUAAGAACUCAUAUGGUGACUUACAUGAAAGGCUUAUUAAGGAAACAGAGAAGCUGCAUGCUAUCCAAAUUGAUCUUUUGUCUAAUCCACAAGAAGACUUGGUGAUAAUAGAACAAGAGCAAGCAAAAAGAGUGGCAGAUUUAACAUUUGCUGAGGAAGCAUUUUUGAAGCAAAAGUCAAGGGUUCAUUGGCUCAAAGAGGGUGACCAAAAUACAACAUAUUUUCAUAAAAUCCUGAAAAUAAGAAGAUGCAAAAACUCAAUUAGGGAGCUGCAUUCUGAUGAUGGUAAGGUGCUUACUCAACAUGCAGACAUUGCAAGAGAGGCUAUUGCCUUCUACCAAAAGCUCCUUGGAACUGAGGACCCUUCUUGUUUGGGUGGUGAGCUUGAACUGCUGAAAACACUAUACAACUUCCAGCUUCCAAACACAAUGCAGCAAGCUAUAAUACAACCUGUCACUGCAGAAGAGUGUAAGCAGAUAUUUUUCAGCAGUCCAAACAAUAAAAGCCUUGGUCUAGAUGGUUAUACAGCCGAGUUUUACAAGAGUGCUUGGUCUGUUGUUAGGGAUCUUGUUACGAAAGCUAUUAAAGAGUUUUUCUCCACCGGAAAACUGCUUAAAGAGGUGAAUUCUACAAUAAUCUCCUUAAUACCGAAGGUGUCUUGCCCCUCUAAAAUGGGUGAAUUUAGGCCCAUUUCAUGCUGCAAUUUGUUAUACAAAUGCAUUACUAAGAUAAUUGCUAAUAGACUGAAGAAGUGCUUGCCAUUAUUCAUUAGCAAUAAUCAAUGUGCUUUUGUUGAGGGGAGAUUGAUGGUCGAAAAUAUUCUGCUUACUCAAGAGCUGGUUAAAGAUUAUCACAAGACUAAUAUGCAGUCCAGAUGUGCUCUCAAGAUUGAUUUAAUGAAGGCUUUUGACUCAAUUAGUUGGAAGUUUAUUCUUGCAGCUUUGGAAGCAUUAUCCUUUCCCCUUGUUUUUGUAAACUGGAUUAAAGUUUGCAUUACCUCCCCUAUGUUUUCUAUUGCUAUAAAUGGAGCCUUGGAGGGUUAUUUCCCGGGAAAAAAAGGAGUAAGGCAAAGGGACCCCUUGUCCCCUUAUCUGUUUGUCAUUUGUAUGGAGGUCUUGUCCAGGCUUCUUAAUAAAGCUGCUCAAGAAGGAAGACUACCAUUUCACCCAAAAUGCAGUAACAUAGGCCUCACCCAUCUGUGUUUUGCAGAUGAUCUCUUGAUUUUUACAGAUGGAUCACCCAAGGCUAUAAGUGUUGUUGACUCUAUUUUAAAGGAGUUUUAUUCAAUAACAGCGUUGAAAGUAAAUUACCAGAAGUCAGAGAUUUACUAUUGUGGAGUACAAGACAGUAUCAUCAAGAAUUUGGCUGCAACUUAUGGUUUUAAGCUUGGGACCCUUCCUGUAAGGUACCUUGGAGUGCCUUUGAUAACAGGCAGAUUAACAGAUGCAGCACUUAAGCCCCUCAUCUUGAAAAUUACUGAUAGAAUCAACUCUUGGACUUCAAGACAUCUAUCUUUUGCAGGAAGGCUUCAACUCAUCACUUCAGUUUUUCAAGGUAUUACGAAUUUUUGGUGCUCUGUUUUUAUCCUUCCCAAGAAGGUUAUUAAGUCCGUAGAGGCUAUAUGUAGUGCUUUUUUAUGGAAAGGUAGAGCUACAGAUGCAAGAGGAGCAAAGGUCAGUUGGGAGAUUGUUUGUAAACCAAAAGUGGAGGACGGCCUAGGCAUAAAACCAUUGCAGGCUUGGAAUAAAGCUUGUAUUUUAAGAUUCAUCUGGUUGCUUUUCUCUAAAGCUGGUUCAAUUUGGGUGGCUUGGGUACAGGCAUAUCUGAUUAAAGGGAAAAGUUUCUGGUCAUUAAAAAUUUCAGGUAACACCUCUUGGUUUUGGAGGAAAAUUUUAAGCUUGAAGCCUGCGGCUAGAUAUUUGAUCAAGCAUAUGAUAGGAAAUGGGGAGAACACUUUUCUCUGGUUUGACUUUUGGCAUCCAACAGGACCACUACUUGAGGUUUAUGGUCAGAAAAUUGUACGGGACACAGCAAUUCCAUUACAAGCUAAGUUGUCUCAAGUGGUGCAAGGUAAUUUCUGGAAAUGGCCCCUUGCUAGGUCCCCAGAAUUAUUACAAAUUCAAAUUGCAUUAUGUGGCAAUCUGUAUCCAAAUGAGGCAGUAGAAGACUCAGUUAUAUGGCUUGCAUCUCCAUCAGGAUCCUUCAAAACUGGUUACACAUGGAAUCAUUUGAGGGAAAAACAAGAAAAAGUGCCCUGGUUCAGGCUUGUUUGGUUUGCAAAUUCUAUACCAAAACAUAGCUUUAUGUCUUGGCUUGCUAUUUUGGACAGGCUUUCAACUAGAGCAAGACAAAAAUCAUGGUCUCCCCAUAUAGAUGCUACUUGUGUGUUGUGUGGGGCUGAAAAUGAGACUAGAGACCAUUUGUUCUUCUCAUGCCUCUACUCUAGGACUGUUUGGGAAGUUAUAUCCUCCAUGUUAGAAAUUCCAUUCACAUUCUCUUGGCAAUCUGCUUUGUCUUGGUUGUGUCACAAGGCUAAGCGAAAAUCAUUAUACAGCAGUCUUAUAAGAUUAGCAUGGUGUGCAGCAAUAUACCAUAUUUGGAUAGAAAGGAAUACUAGAAUUCACAAAUGGACAUUCAAAAGUGAGUUUGCAAUUAUAAGUAAGAUACAAAUAGAUGUCCGUGAUAAGGUACUUAGUUUUGCUAGAGCAAAAUCUUCCCUUAUACCUAAGAGUAUUGCUUCAAAAUGGGGGUUAGAAGUUUUGUGCAAAGACUGAUAUGCCAUUUUUGUAUAGCUAAUUCAUUCUUUGUAGGUGAAUAUUGGUAGCAGCCUGUAUUAUAAAGAGCUGCUUUGUGUAUGGUAGAAGUUUUGAUAAUAAAAUUUACACUUUACC